Molecule: messenger RNA, 654 nt
Organism: Monoraphidium neglectum
Lineage: Eukaryota; Viridiplantae; Chlorophyta; Chlorophyceae; Sphaeropleales; Selenastraceae
Product: ebs-bah-phd domain-containing protein
Exons: 6
Coding region: 1-654 (217 amino acids)
Molecular function (GO): chromatin binding
Source: RefSeq, a predicted model, not a curated record
AUGGGGGCAGACAGCGGGCCCAGCAGCGGCAAGGCCAAAUCCAUAGCCACUUUCAACAACGUCGUCAUCACUGUGGGCGACAGCGUGCAGGUCAACCCUGACACUCCAGAGGGCCUGCCCUACAUUGCGUGGGUGAAGGACAUCCUAGAUGGCAAGGGCGAGGACGGCGAGGCGGCGCUGCAGCCAGUUUCGGCGGCGGCGCGACGCGUGAUCGUCGGCAGCGGAACAGCCGUGACCAGCCGCAGACUGCGCACUGUUGGUGUUCUACUGUUUGCGCUGCUGCUGCUGCUGCUGCUGCUGCUGCUGCUGCUGCUGCUGCUGCUGCUGCUGCUGCUGCUGCUGCUGCUGCUGCUGCUGCUGCUGCUGCUGCUGCUGCUGCUGCCACCCGACCCAUAUGUGGUGUGGUACUACCGGCCAGAGGAGGCCGUGGGGGGACGCAAGGCGUUCCAUGGCGCCAAGGAGCUGUUCCUGUCGGACCACACAGACUCGUGCAGCGUGGCCACAGUCAUCGGCAAGUGCAGGGUGCUCACACUCAAAGAGUUCCAGGUGGGGCCUCGGGCCAUAUGCGGCGCGGGCCAUGAGCCGCGCGGACGCAGUGGUGUGCAUGUGCGCUCGCAAAUGCAUGCCAUUGCUUGCGUGGUGGGCGCGCGAUGA